AUGCUCGUCGUCCCAUUGUUGCCACUCGCUGUCGCCGCUGGCGUUGUCGUCGCCUCCGACGUCCAGCAGCACUUUUCAUUCCUCAGCCCUACGCUCGACUUUGCGGGGGAUUGGGAGACAAACAAUCUCAACGCGUUUACCCAAGGCGGCAACGUGUCUGUCGCCGUCGCCGGAUCGGGCAUCACGUUUAUGGCCAUGUCGGACGUAAUGUCUAUCCUCGUCAACGGAUCCCAGCCCGCUAUACCCACGAACAUCUCGAAAGAGUACGCUGAGAUCAGCCACCUGCCCUACGGGUGGUACGAGUUUACGCUCGUCUCGAAAGGGAACUGCACGUUCAAGUCCGUGCGCGCCAUUAGUGAUGGGGAAAGAUGGGCAGUCAAUGACACGGAACCGGUCAAUGUCGUCAAUGCCUCGAGCGUCACGACCACGGGCGAAUGGAACAAGGGCACCAAUCGCUUCAGCACCAAUUCGACAGACGCGGGACUGCACAUUGACGUGCCCAUUGGGACAACCAUGGUCGAACUCCUCGUCGACGUGCCUUCGGCGCCGUUUGGUGGCUUCGACGUGUGCAUCUCCCCGCCGCCACCGCUCAGCCCCGCCUUCGAGACCUUCAUGCCCAACCUCCAGCCAGCCGACAUUCAGCUCAUGAUCGGUCAGCUGAACGUGCCGGUAUACAGCGUGCUUCUGGAUCCGGGGGCCAAAUACUCGGUCUCCAUAUCCAUUACGAGCACCAAUCUCUGGGCCGUCAGUAACGUCAAGUUCUAUCCGUGA
Trichosporon asahii var. asahii CBS 2479 is the source of this 771-nucleotide messenger RNA. RefSeq lists its product as uncharacterized. The transcript has a single exon. The record is from RefSeq and is a predicted model, not a curated record. Lineage: Eukaryota; Fungi; Basidiomycota; Tremellomycetes; Trichosporonales; Trichosporonaceae. Bases 1 to 771 code for a protein of 256 amino acids.